Molecule: messenger RNA, 801 nt
Organism: Ilex paraguariensis (yerba mate)
Lineage: Eukaryota; Viridiplantae; Streptophyta; Magnoliopsida; Aquifoliales; Aquifoliaceae
Source: the annotation of a GenBank genome assembly
AUGAGGAAAUCAGUUGAAAAGCUUAUGUCUUCCACAGAGAAGUAUGGAGACCCAGCACUCAUGAGGUUCUUGAUUGCCAGAUCAAUGGACCCAGACAAAACUGCAAAGAUGUUUGUUCAGUGGCAGAAAUGGUGGACUGCAUUGGUGCCUUCAGGGUUCAUCUCUGACUCUGAAGUUGGCGAUGAAUUGGGAUCUAAAAAGAUUUACUUACAGGGUUUAUCAAAAAAUGGACACCCAGUAAUUAUUGUAAGAGCAAGCAAGCAUUUUACUUCCAAGGAUCAGCUCCAAUUCAAAAGGCCACUCAGUGGUGGUGUUCCAGGGUUUGUUAGCCUUUCAUUGUUGGACAAUUUCCACAUAUGUUCUUUUAAAGGCAGAGAGAUUGGAAAUGAAAAGCUGACUGCUGUUUUUGAUUUACAACAAAUUACAUUCAAAAACAUUGAUGCACGUGGGUUAAUCACUGGUUUUCAGUUUUUGCAGAUCACCUUUGUUAGAGGCCAAACCUCUGGUUUUGAUCGCAAAUCUGGUUCUAGGUUUAUUAUUGAUGAUAGGGCUUACUAUCCAGAGCGUUUAGCUAAGUGUUUCAUACUAAAUAUGCCACGGUUUUCCGUGAGUGUUUGGAGGAUAGUAUGCCGAUUCCUUGAGAAAGCGACGCUAGAGAAGAUCGUAAUUGUGAACAAUGAAGACGAAAUGAGGGAAUUUGUUAGGGAAAUUGGUGAAGAGGCCUUACCCGAAGAGUAUGGCGGGCGAGCAACGCUCGUGGCUCUUCAAGACGUUGUACUUACCCCAUUGGUAACUCAAUAG